This is a messenger RNA of Stylonychia lemnae, 723 nucleotides long. Lineage: Eukaryota; Ciliophora; Spirotrichea; Sporadotrichida; Oxytrichidae. The record is from the annotation of a GenBank genome assembly.
AUGAAUUCAAUCAGAUCCGUUAACUCAGCUUUCACCCCCUUCAAUUAAACUCAGUCCUACUAACAACACCAAGCAGAUCUCAAUUAGAAGCGAAUGUUCUCUUAAAUCCUGAUUAGUGCACUCUCCCUGAACCCCCAUUCUAUGGAAUAAAUCACUAAUCAGAAUGUGACAAAGAUGGCGGCCUUUAGUCACGAAAAAGGAUAGAUCAGAAAUUCUGCUCAUUUACCCGAUUCCUCAACACUUUCAGUAGAGUCCUACACACUCACCAGCAAAAACGAUGAAUCCUCUGAAUCACUCAAAAUGUACGGUAGCACUUUAUGCUAGAGUCCAGUAUUGUGUGAAUCUGUUCAGAUUUUGAAUUCUAAUUCUUCAUCGCUUCCAUCUCUACCAGUUCAGCAUCAGACAUCCCGUAAAACUAUUAAUAUUGACCUCAGAAAGAUCAAAGUACUGGAUUACGAUGAUCUAAACGAAUGUGUAGCCGCUCUGUUAAAGAAGGCUAAGGAGGAUUUAAGCGACGAAUAUAACAGAAAAAAGAGACAGAGGAAAAACAAGAACUAAUUGAAAAUCUUAGAAAAUGAAUACAAAAAGAAUCCCGAUUGGUCCAGAGAAUACAUAAAAAAGCUAUCAGACAAUUUGGGACUAAGUGAAUGCCAGGUCUACAAAUGGCGCUGGGAUCAAUUAAAGAAGACUAACCCAGAGCUAUUCAAUGACUGCGAAGAAUGA